This is a messenger RNA of Penaeus monodon (black tiger shrimp), 1551 nucleotides long. RefSeq lists its product as uncharacterized. The record is from RefSeq and is a predicted model, not a curated record. The coding region runs from base 1 to 1551 and encodes 516 amino acids. The transcript is spliced from 2 exons. Lineage: Eukaryota; Metazoa; Arthropoda; Malacostraca; Decapoda; Penaeidae.
AUGCCAGGGUUGAAGGACAAAAUAAGAGAAGAAGAAGCUUUGAUAAUUGAAGCCAGCAAAAGGAAAGUGAGACCAAACCUAACAAAAAAAGAAAUACUAGCCUUAGAGGAACUAAAAACAAACCCCAACAUUGUAAUUAAAAAGGCAGACAAAGACGGUGCCUUGGUAGUCUUAAAAACAGAAAACUAUAGAGCCAUGGGACAGGCACACCUAAGAGAUGAAAAUACUUAUAAACCUUUACCUAAUCCACAGGAGGAGCUGCAGAGAGUUCAAGCAGAAGGUAAGAUUUUAGUAAGCAGAUUCUACUGCCUAGACUCCCCAACCGGAAAAAAGUCCAGUUUCUCAGCAGCACAAAGGGACGCUUUAUUAGCCCACAAAGCAAGCAUCCCCCAUUGGUACAUUCUUCCCAAAACCCACAAAAAACGAGAUGAAGAAACGGGAAUAUGGCCAGGUAGGCCAGUACUCAGUGGCUGCUGUGCCCCCACGAGACCAGUUGAUAGGCUGCUAACCACCUUCCUCUCACCCCUGCUUGAUUUACUUCCAGAAAGGUUGCAGGAUACAACGCAUUUCCUGAGGAAGCUGAGAGAGGCCCCCAGACUCGAAGGAGAAUUUUAUCUUUUUUCUUUUGACAUAGUGUCGCUUUAUCCUUCAAUUCCACAGGAAGAAGCAGCUUGGGUGGUAGCAAACUAUUAUGAGAAAAAUUUAGGAUAUGUACAAGGAACUCUCCUUAGGUUCGAUAAUGAUUACUACCAACAAAUGAAGGGUACAGCAAUAGGAGCCUCGGUGUCGGUAGCAGUGGCGGAAAUUUUUGUCCACGUCAGUAUCGAACAAAAAAGAAAGAAAAUGGAAAAACAACCAGUUUUGUUUUAUAGAUACAUUGAUGACAUUUUCGGAGUGUUUCAGGGUACAGAGGAAGACCUUCAAGAAUACUACAGAGAACUCAACCAGUUCCACCCAGAUCUAAAAUUUACGGUGGAAUUUGACAAAAACAAACUACCUUUUUUAGAUACCCUGGUAUAUGUAAACAAAGAAGGCUUCCUCCAGACUACAGUAUACCAUAAACCUUCGAACACUCAUCAAUAUCUACAUUUUCAGUCGAGUCACCACCCCAACCUAAAGAAAAGCCUCCCGUUCUCACAAGGAAUCAGAGUUAAGAGAAUUGUAAGCGACCCUGAACACCUGGAGGCGGCCCUGAAGGAGAUGGUUGGGUUUUUCAAAGCGAGAGGGUACAAUGACAGGAUCCUCAUGACAGCAAUGGAGAGACUAAAGAAUAUACCAAGAGAUACGCUCCUGGACUUUAAAGACAAGGAUGAAUUAAACAGAAUAAUUUUCCCUAUGCUUUAUUCUCAGAAUAUUGCAGGUCCGCUCCGUAGAUCCAUUAACAGCAUCUGGGAAUGGGCACAAGAAAGGGCUAGAGACACCCCAUGGGAAGACAGCCUUAGCGGACCUCCCCCCAUGAUAGCCUGGAAAAAGGAUAAGACAAUUGCAGAGAAAUUAAUAAGAGCAGAGUUCCCCUCCCCCUUGCUCAGGGAGAGAACCAUUGCACAAUGA